AUGGAACAUGAUCACAUUCAUAAGCAUGAAGAAAGAGUAACAAGCACUUAUGCUGAAAUUUACUUUGACGAUGACUAUUGUGGAGUUCGUAAGCCGUUACAAAUAGAAUUCGAGGAUACAGAACCAUCUGAAGAUGAAGACGUUGGCGAUGAGUGGGUCUCUCCCAGUGACCAGUUAAUAGGUAUAGUAGAUCUUAUACCACCAUUUACUUCUAAAAUUACUAGAGGUAAGACUCACGAAGGUAUACUCGCUAUCGGUAACGAUGUACUGGAAAAUGAACGAGCCAGAUUCUUAAAGACAUUGACCCAAUUAUUAAAUGACAAUGAUCAAGGAUGGUCACAUAUAUUACAGAAUGAAAGAAAAUUAGUCGAACAAAAAGUAAAACGAAUUUAUGAUAACAUAUUUGCAACUAAAAGUAAAAUCAUGUCCAAGGAAAUAUCAGAAUUUUAUGAAAAAACACUACAAGAAUUAGAGGACCACUUGAGAUCGGAAUUGAAAGAUUUAUUGUUAAGCGCUCGCGCUAAUAUAAUCAGUGACUUAAAUAUAGAAAUAAAAGAAAAACUCGCCAAAGAACGAACAAUUGUAGAAGAAGUAUUACAAAAUCGAUAUCAAAAUGAAACAAGUAAGAUAAAGAAAUAUUACAAGCUUUUGCUGGAGAACGAGCUGCAAAGAAGUAGCAAGCUCAUAAAUCAAGCAUUAAAAGAAAGGAAUGAUGCUUUGAAUUCAUUUUAUAGGCAAAUCGAAGCUGAAAAUAUAACCAGCACUAUGUACGUCAUGUGCACGGAAAGAAAGAAAUGUAAAAUUAAACAAUUUCUUCUAGAAAACUAUCAAACAACAGACAUUGCUGAGAAAAUGCAUAAAAUAAAGGAAAGGCAAAAAAUAUUAGAUGAAUAUAAAAGGCAAGAGGUUCAUAUAACUCAAAUAAAUAGAGACUGGGAAGAAAAAAUAAAAAAAGUAUUACAAUUAUUUCUGAAAUUUAUAAGUUACAGCUUAAAAUUAUUACCAGAACAAACGACAUUCUUGCUUGAUCUUGAAAAGAUGGUUGUAUUGCAAAUGAAUGAAAUUCAAAAACAUCCUCAAAAAUGUUCUUCAAUUCUAAUGGAUGACGUUGCAUUUCAAAACAUAUUUAAAUUUGAGGAAAAAAUUCCAAAACCAAUGGUUUGUGAGGGUGAGCCAUUUGUCAUUGUAGGUGAUCUAAACGAUCCAACUCCACCACGAUAUGGAAGUCGAGAAACAUUACCUUCAGAUGUUGAUUUACCAUUUGUUAGAGUUGACAGGCAAUUCUUUUAUGCCAAAUGUCAUGAUUUUGAAGAGGUCAAAGUGUUUCUUGAAACGCAGCGUUGCAAAUGUCAAGAUAUACCAUCGAAGACACCAUCAAAUGUUUCCACUCUGAGUGGAAUACCAGUAACUGCUCCACCAUCACCAUCUACAGCAACUGAAUCAAGCGUCUCUUUAGACGAGCCAUUACUUAUUGACGACAUACACCGCCUCCACCAUUGUCCGGCUAGGAGUUGCCAGAACUGGGCUGAGAGAAUGUCAUUCCCUUAUCUAAACGCGUAUUUAGACUUUACAGAGGAGAAUUUUCAGAGAGUCACUACUAUCCUUGAUCAUCCCAUGCAACUACCAAUUCCACCAGAGUUAUUAGAUCCCAGGAAAUACGUGAACGCUGAAUUACCGUUUUCUGCUACAAAAGAGCUUUAUCAUAAUGCUGAGACACAGUAUUCUAGCCAAGAAGAAUUAUACGUACCAGAAGUAGGUUGUACCUGCUUUGAUACGAAUACUCGUACAGUUGGGAAACAGCAAUCCUCGAGUGAAAUGAAAGAGUCACCUAGUAAAGAACUGAAUGACAUUCUACAGAGACGUAAAACUUCUAUACGGAAUCUAAUCCAGGAGCAUCCUAAUUUGCUAAAAAUAUUUACUGAUGAGUGUUUUGAUUUUCAACUAUAA
Molecule: messenger RNA, 1947 nt
Organism: Ostrinia furnacalis (Asian corn borer)
Lineage: Eukaryota; Metazoa; Arthropoda; Insecta; Lepidoptera; Crambidae
Exons: 1
Coding region: 1-1947 (648 amino acids)
Source: RefSeq, a predicted model, not a curated record